AACCACCAUAACUCAAAGAACAUAGUUAGUAAUUACCAGAAUCGGAUGUUAAAGAAGUCCUCAAUUGACUGAGAGCAGAGAUUGACUUAUGAGAAUAGACCCUGCAGGCCCAGCUUAAUUUUUUUAUUUCCUUUGAUUUCAGGGAAAGGAGAAGUCACCUCUGGACCCUCGACCUGGUUUUGUCUUUGCCCCAGUGAGUAUUGCUUCUACCUUUCCCAGCAUGCAAAGAGCUGAGCUCAGCUGUGUCCAGGGCAAGUGACAGGGCAAAGCUAAGCCUCCCUCCACUGCUGUGUGUCCUGAUCCGAUUUCUUCUUAGUGGAUCCCCUGCUCUCCCUACACCCUACUCCUGUGGUCCCUUACCCCUAGCCCUUCCUGACCCUAGCACCCUUAGUUUCCCAGUUUUAUGAUCUGUGGUUCUUUCAUCUUACCUCAUAUUUUUCAUGUGUGUUUACAGUGUCCCCAUGAACUUCCUUGUCCCCAGUUGACAGCCUCUAAGCCCCUGGCCUGUAGUUUUUCCCAGGCUUACCAUCCCAUCCCCUUCAGCUGGAGCAAGAAGCCAAAGGAGGAAAAGUUCUCGAUGGUAAUCCUUGCCCGGGGGUCUCCAGAGGAAGCUAAUCGCUGGCCCCGGAUCACUCAGCCUGUCCUUAAACGGCCACGCCAUGUGCACUGUCACCUGUGCUGUCCAGAUGGGCAUAUGCAGCAUGCUGUGCUCACAGCCCGCCGCCAUGGCAGGGAUUUGUAUCGCUGUGCCCGUGUCAGCUCCUGGGGAGAUCUUUUACCUGUGACCACGCCGUCUGAGCUUCUUCCGUCCCCUGUUGAAGAUCCCCCUGAGAGUUAACAAGGAUGUGUAACAAGAGUUUUCUUGCAUCGUGCCUGACAAGGCUAAAGCCACCUGGUAUCCAGGAUGGGAGU
This is a messenger RNA of Myotis brandtii (Brandt's bat), 912 nucleotides long. Its product is annotated as methyltransferase-like protein 17, mitochondrial. Gene Ontology annotation, molecular function: methyltransferase activity; structural constituent of ribosome. The record is from RefSeq and is a predicted model, not a curated record. Gene Ontology annotation, biological process: translation. The transcript has 3 exons. Gene Ontology annotation, cellular component: mitochondrial small ribosomal subunit. Lineage: Eukaryota; Metazoa; Chordata; Mammalia; Chiroptera; Vespertilionidae. The coding region runs from base 404 to 838 and encodes 144 amino acids.